AACGAACCUUCGAGGCAGGUGCACUCCCCCAUGCGUUGCUGGACAGCUGCCACAAACCCGUCCAGAUGCGCGGGAGUUCAAAUGGACCUAGAGAAAAGUAUUCAAAGAUCCCGUUCACUCUCGACCUUUUAUCCUAAGUUCAGGCAAAGUUCGGCGUCCAUAAAAUUGCAGAUAUCCCUGCACCUCGUGAUACCGAGCCCCCGCGAGCGUGCGAUCAAUGUGGAGAUCACACAUUUCUUAGAACUUUGAUCAGCUAUGUGCUCGAGUGAAAAUUCGGAAGUUUGCAAUUCUAAGAAGGCGUCAAAUCAUCCCUUGUGGCUUGACAUGCCUGUCUGAUAAAGGCUGAUACAGACCCUUUCCGACGCCAGUUGGGCUUCCGGAUAGCUAUACACCAAGCAACUCAGUGCCGGAAGUUGUCGGCUUUCGGCGAUUGAAACUCCAUAUAAAGUCUAUGACCAAGUCAAGGAAAUAGCAAUCAAGUUUCUGCGAUGCCUGCCCCAGGCUCGUCCGCCCCUCCCCGCCAAAGCAGCAAGCCAGUUCUAGGACAUGUCAAUCUUAUGGUGGAUACGUUCAUUGCAAACGCGAAUAUUGAUGAGCAAGUGCCGGCUCGGGUUUCUCACAUGGUGUGACGGUACUGAACGCCGGCUUGUCAGCCUCCGGGCCAUCGUACGCAGAACACUUGCAACCAACCCUCCGAGUUUAGCUGCAUGCUUUUCAGAGGCGGCUCGCGAGCGUUUACUCCAGACCAACGCUACCUCUCGUCCUGCAGGGAUCCUCUUCACCAAGAACGAAGCCGAUGGGCGAACUAUUCCCGGACCUGAUCUCAGGCCUACUCUCAUUCGGGCGCGAACUUUAUAUGGAGCGGGGCUAGGUUUCGCUUCCUUGAGGCUUCUGGCUGUUGUUGUGAAAGCCACGCAAGGCCAUAUGUGGGACGAAGGAGGAUAUCUGGAGAAUAUAUUGGCCGAAAUAGAUGCAGAUAUCAGUCAGGCACUGCAAAGCUCCCGAGAAGAACUAGAUGGUGGCAGAGUGGGAGACAUGGCUAUGGCAAGGCAGGCCAUGGAGGAGCUGCGAGCGGCUGUGAAGGAAAGCCAGGCGGGGGUUGAGGGAUGGGGUGGAGUAUAUCCGUUUGAUAGAGCCGCAGUAACUCUGGAUUAUUGCAAGGUGUAGCGCCUCCUUGCCACCAAUCAACGAUGCCCGUACAAUAUUAGGUGCAGUGGAUCCGCAUCACUGAACUCAUGCGC
This is a messenger RNA of Somion occarium, 1241 nucleotides long. NCBI's taxonomy places the organism in Eukaryota, Fungi, Basidiomycota, Agaricomycetes, Polyporales, Cerrenaceae. The record is from the annotation of a GenBank genome assembly.